Closterium sp. NIES-65 is the source of this 1203-nucleotide messenger RNA. NCBI's taxonomy places the organism in Eukaryota, Viridiplantae, Streptophyta, Zygnematophyceae, Desmidiales, Closteriaceae. The record is from the annotation of a GenBank genome assembly.
AUGAAGGCAUUCAAAAAGCCAGCGUUCUUACAGCGAUCAUUGUCAAAAGGAAGCUAUCUCGAUGGGAAGAAGAUUAAGAAGCUACUCAACGACGAGACGGCAUUUAGCGCAUUUUUGAACAAGUACUUCGAUCUCCUGGAUGACGACAAGAGCGGGAAGCUCUCCCGCGCGGAGCUUAAACCCGCAUUAGUGCGAUUCGGGACGCUCCUAGGACUACCGCCUGCGGGAACGACGGCGGAAGGAGACGAGUUAGUGGAUCGAUUGUUCACGACGCUAAUGGCGGACAACUUAACGGAGGAGGUCGACCGAGAGUCGUUCAUCACGAUUUCCAAAGAGUUCUUAAAAUCCGUCUCUCAGGAGCUCGAAACCAAACCCGUGGUGGUGGAGGUGUACGAUGGCGGGGUGCUGCGGGAACUGGCUGACAACCCGCAGCAGUUCAAGGAGAUCGCGUGUGACAUCUUCAAGGAGUUUGACGAGGACGGCAGCGGCACACUCUCUCGCCUCGAGCUCAAGCCCGCCUUCGUCUCCCUCGGCCUCGUGCCGCCCUCAGCCCACUUGGAAGUGGACGCGCUGCUGUCAAGAGUGAUAGGCAAGUACGGAGGCAGCGACCUGCAGGUGGACGAGGGGGAGUUUGAGCUGAUGCUGAGGGACAUGGUGAAGGAGCUCUCAGAGGAGCUUGCGUGCCGCCCCAUCAUCCUCUCCGCCGAGAAGAAACCCGUCUUCACCGGCUCCUUCGUGCGCCAGCUCACGGGCGAUCGCCAGCGCUUUGACGCCGUGGCGAGCCAGCUGUUCAUGGAGUGGGACAUCCUAAAACGAGGACGGCUCUCUCGCACCGAGAUCACCCUGGGGUUCAAGAAAUACGCGUCUUCAUUCGAGGUUCAGCUGCUGACGCCAGGGGAGGCGGAGGAGCUGUGUGCGCGGGUGUUUAGCAAGGCGGACGAGGACCAGAGUGGGUUUGUGGAGUUUGACGAGUUUGACGGCGUGCUCAAGGAGCUGCUCAAUGGCAUGGCCAAGAAACUCGACCGCAACCCUGUGGUUACCACGUCAGACUCCUUCAAAUCCAGCAGUGGUCUCUUCGGCUGGUUCUCAGGCAGCAGCACCAGCAGCAGCGCCUCUUCUAGUGCCAAGGAGCCCGAGCCAGUGGUGCCAAAGCAGCGAUCAGUGGCCGAUAUCAAAGCAGCACACAACUACAAAUCGAAGCUC